AUGGCGCUCCGAGUCAAUAUCCCUCCUGCGACCCGUACCUGUCUCAUCACCCUGCUUACUCUCUCGCUCCUGUACAAUAUCGCCCGAUGGCGACAAAUUGAUGCCACAGGGGGGCAUCCCUUAACCACGCCAGUUGUGCCCUACCUGACGCUCGUCCCAUCCGAGUUCUUUUAUUACCCUUGGACAUUCCUUACAGCGACGUUCGUGGAGCAGAACAUCUUUACGGUUCUCUUGAACGGCGCAACCCUGUUCUAUGGGGGCAAGUACCUAGAGCGCGCUUGGGGUUCCCGAGAGUUUGCGAAAUUCAUUCUGACCAUCGCGGUGAUCCCAAAUGUGACUAUUAUUCCCCUUUAUCUCUUAGGAACUACCAUUAGGGGUGGUUCGACCGGCGGGUAUGCCUUGCUUUCCGAUACCGAAUGCACAACCUCUUGCGCCUUCCCUGCUGACUCCCCGUUUCCAAGCGUAACCCAAAUAUGUGGUGGCAUGUCGAUCCAGACCUCCUUCCUUGUGGCUUUCAAGCAACUUGUUCCCGAGCAUACUGUGACUAUAUUCAAAGGCCUGGUGAAGAUGCGGGUGAAGCAUUUCCCGGCGCUUUUCCUUUUGCUGAACACGAUCAGUGGCAUAGUAUUUGGAACGCACGUGGCAGCGAUACUCUCCUGGCUCGGCCUGUUGACAAGUUGGACCUACCUUCGGUUCUUUAAACGGCAGCCGGAUUUGACCGGUACAUCUACCGACGGCUUAGGCUUUAAGGGGGAUGCAAGUGAAACGUUUGCAUUCGCAUGUUUCUUCCCAGACGCAAUACAGCCUCCGAUCUCGUUUGUCUCGGAACAAGUUUACUCUUUGCUAGUCGCAUUGAAGAUUUGCACCCCGUUCUCGGAGGAGGAUAUUGCAUCGGGCAACCAACAAGUUCUUGCGAGAGGGGAGGCCGGCCUUCCCACUCUUAACAACCACAGAGGAGGAACCAGAGGGGCGGCUAAGCGUGAAGAGGCGGAGCGGAGACGAGCAUUAGCUCUCAAGGCUUUGGAUCAGAGACUUCAAGCUGCUGCUGCCGGAAGAGCUCAUUCCCCGUCUCCACUGAAUCAGCAAGGCUCAAGCCAAACCCAGACUGCAACACCGACGGUACCAGCAGGCCAGAGCAUGUUGGGCGAGACGAGCUAUACGCCAGAUCAUGCUUAA
Molecule: messenger RNA, 1176 nt
Organism: Aspergillus oryzae RIB40
Lineage: Eukaryota; Fungi; Ascomycota; Eurotiomycetes; Eurotiales; Aspergillaceae
Product: rhomboid family protein
Exons: 1
Coding region: 1-1176 (391 amino acids)
Biological process (GO): retrograde vesicle-mediated transport, Golgi to endoplasmic reticulum
Cellular component (GO): membrane; Golgi apparatus
Source: RefSeq, a predicted model, not a curated record